AUUUGGUAUCGUGUGAAGUACAUGCAUGAAUGAGCCGUAGGCGAGCCACCGGUCCAGGUGGAUAACAUUUCGUAGUAACCGUAAAUAAGCAGGGAUUUCGAAGAAAUGGCGGCAGAAGAGGGACAAGUGAUUGGUUGCCACGCCAACGAUGUAUGGACCGUGCAACUCGACAAAGCCAAAGAAUCCAACAAGCUGAUUGUGAUUGAUUUCACUGCUUCAUGGUGUCCACCAUGCCGCAUGAUUGCUCCUAUUUUCACCGAUUUGGCCAAGAAGUUCAUGUCAAGUGCAAUCUUCUUCAAGGUCGAUGUUGAUGAACUUCAGAGUGUUGCUCAAGAGUUUGGUGUGGAGGCAAUGCCGACCUUUGUGUUCAUUAAAGGCGGCGAGGUUGUGGAUAAGCUCGUUGGUGCGAAUAAAGAAGAUCUUCAGGCGAUAAUAGUGAAGCAUACUGAUGUUGCCACUGCUUAAAUCAGUUUGAGGCAUAAUAAUAAGGUCUAAUUUGUUAUUUCUUAAUCUAGCUAAUCGUAAUGGGGAUAUUAUAGAUUGGAUAUGAAUAAUGUAGAAGUUGUGAUCUCUCUUACUGUUUUGACUUUUGAGUCAUAUAUCCAUGCUUUUCUUAUUGGUC
Arabidopsis lyrata subsp. lyrata is the source of this 622-nucleotide messenger RNA. Its product is annotated as thioredoxin H4. Bases 106 to 465 code for a protein of 119 amino acids. The record is from RefSeq and is a predicted model, not a curated record. Lineage: Eukaryota; Viridiplantae; Streptophyta; Magnoliopsida; Brassicales; Brassicaceae. The transcript has 4 exons.